AGUUAUCUAGAAGAUUUCGUCACAAAAACACGCCAAAUACUAAAAGAAAGAUUAACAGAUCGUUCAGUGCCUGAUGUACUUGUAGGCUUAGAUGAGCAAUAUACAGAAUUGCUAAACUAUAUGAGCCGAACUGUAUCUUUGGGUGAAAGUAACACUUGUAUACUUAUUGGACCAUCUGGCUGUGGGAAAACUGCGUUGGUUAAAAAAACUGUACAAGGCCUAAAUGAUACGUACAAUGAUGAUUUUUAUUGCGUGAAUCUGAACGGAUUAUUACAUACUUCCGAUCAAUUUGUACGUUAUCAAAUUGGUUCACAACUCGGACAGCAAAUUAAGGGAUUUCGAUCAGAUGGAGACGUGUUUAAUCUUUUGAAAUCUGGAUCUAAUAAUACCAAACCUAUAUUUAUAAUAAUCUAUAAUUUUGACGCAUUUGUGAAAAAUUGCAGUCAACCAUUUGUUUAUAAUAUAUUUAAUAUUGCAACAAGCAAAAAUUGUCCAAUUUCAGUAAUUGGAAUUACACGAAAGGCGAGUGUAUUCAACGAGCUUGCUCAAAACAUCCUAUCUCGAAAUUCUUAUUGUCAUAUUGACAUAGAUAGACCUUGCAAUAUUGAAAGUUUUAUUGAAAUUGUUAAAAAUUGUUUGAUGAUAAAUGAGACAAUAGUUGAUGACGCAGAAUAUUGUCAGACUUUCAAUGAAAAAAUAGAAGAAUUAUUCGAUGAUGAAUCUUUCUAUAAUCUCAUAACUCAAACAUUUAAUUUUUCAACAGACUUUAUUAGGAACUUUUUUAAAAUAUGUUUUGAUGCGGUCUGCAAAUUGACGGUCGAUUCCCCAUUUCUUUUACCGGAAGAUUUUUCAAUAUCAACUUUGCAAAAUUGUGGAAACAUGGAUACUAUUUUAAAAGGACUUACGCAAAAUCAAUUAUGGUUAUUACUUGCCAUCAAUUCAUUAGAUAUUCGUUUCCAAACAAAAACUUUUAAUUUUACAAUGGUUUAUGAAGAGUACAAGAAUUAUAUGAAAAGUUACGCGAGAGAAUCAGGUGGUACAUAUAAAAUGAAGAUAUGUAAAGAACACAUUGCACUUGCUGAAUUUGAGUUCUUGGAGUCGCGUAAAAUUUUACAAUGUGUCGAUGAAAAUAAAUUUCAACAAAAGCAAUAUAGAAUGAUGAGAUUAUUGUUGUUGCCAGAACAAAUUAUAAAUGCUAUUGAAAAUAAUGAAAAAUGUUCGAUAAUGAUGAAGGAAUGGGUGAAUCGCGUUUUUACAUUAUAA
Racocetra persica is the source of this 1263-nucleotide messenger RNA. The record is from the annotation of a GenBank genome assembly. NCBI's taxonomy places the organism in Eukaryota, Fungi, Glomeromycota, Glomeromycetes, Diversisporales, Gigasporaceae.